Planococcus citri (citrus mealybug) is the source of this 1209-nucleotide messenger RNA. RefSeq names its product speckle-type POZ protein-like. The transcript is spliced from 2 exons. Gene Ontology annotation, cellular component: cytoplasm; nucleus. Bases 124 to 1071 code for a protein of 315 amino acids. Gene Ontology annotation, molecular function: ubiquitin protein ligase binding. Lineage: Eukaryota; Metazoa; Arthropoda; Insecta; Hemiptera; Pseudococcidae. Gene Ontology annotation, biological process: proteasome-mediated ubiquitin-dependent protein catabolic process; regulation of proteolysis. The record is from RefSeq and is a predicted model, not a curated record.
GGAUUAAGAAUUUAAGUAAAACAUUACUCAACGCCAUAAUUUAUAGUUGCCUUACAGUUAGCUUAUUCAAGAGCAAGGUUUUCAUUUUCGUUCGUGCUGUUUGAAUAUUUUCAAAUAUUUAAAAUGGUUUGUGAAAAGUAUUUUUCUAAAUUUUUCGAAAGCAUCAAGCCUCGUAAAAAGAACAAACAACUCAACCCGAAAUCAGAUUGUUUGCCAACUGAAAUCCAUCACCACACAACGACUCAGAUUCAUAAAGUCGACUUUAGUUGGACAAUAGACGAAUUAGAUUUCCAUAUAACGAAAAAGGAGUUCCUAAAAUCGUGCAAGUUUUCAUCCAUCACAAACGACGAAUGUAAAUGGCGUUUGUUCUGUUUGCCCUAUGAUAAACUUUAUAAGCCUGGGAGCGACGUCCUCGUGGGAAUCUGUGUAUGCCUAGUUUUUAUACCGGAUCAUGCAGAUACUAAAUUACUCGUAAAAAGUGAGAUUUGUUUUCUGAAUUGCACACAAAAAGAAUUAAAAAAUCGUACAGCAGCAACAACAAGUACAACGAGGCCAAUUGAUAAAUAUGGUUGCAAGAAUAUACGCAUUAUGUGUAUGCCUGUUGGUUUGAAAAAAAAACAUAUUUUACCCGGCAACAAAUUAACCAUUCGACUCAACUUAACAUACACAAACAUUGACGACUCUACAAUUAUUUCUAUUCAAGAUAACACCUCAAAAAGCGAACGUUUAGAACAGUUCGCCAUACUGUAUAGAAAGGACAAAUGCAAGAACGUCUUAAUUUCAGUCAAGGGUAAGAAUUACUUGGUUCAUAAAGCUACUUUGGCCGCAUACAGUCCAACUUUUGCUGCAUUCUUCGAAAGAACACCGGAAAAAGGAAACAUCACCCAAAUAAAGAUUCCCGAUGUAAACAAAGAAGUGUUUGGUGAAAUGUUGAAAUACAUUGAAACCGGAACAUUGUCCGAUGAAAACAAGACCGUCGAUUUAUUCAUUUUAGCUACUGAAUUUAACUUAGGAGAAUUGCAAUCCAAAGUGAUAUGGUUUAUGCAUGAUAAAUAUCAGUGGCGUACCUAGCCGAAAUUUGACCAUUUGGUCAUCAAUACUUCAUAAUUAUUUUACUUUACAGUUCGGUUGUGAUUUUUGUUCGGGUUGAUUAAAUAUUUACAAAUAAAAUAAGAAGUACCUAAAUAAAUAGGUAAUAUAAUUCAAGUU